Messenger RNA from Myxocyprinus asiaticus (Chinese sucker), 2651 nucleotides. Its product is annotated as Krueppel-like factor 5. The record is from RefSeq and is a predicted model, not a curated record. Lineage: Eukaryota; Metazoa; Chordata; Actinopteri; Cypriniformes; Catostomidae. Gene Ontology annotation, biological process: regulation of transcription by RNA polymerase II. Gene Ontology annotation, molecular function: RNA polymerase II cis-regulatory region sequence-specific DNA binding; DNA-binding transcription factor activity, RNA polymerase II-specific. Bases 131 to 1441 code for a protein of 436 amino acids. The transcript is spliced from 4 exons.
AUUACAACCGAAAGCGCGUACACAUAUACACGCACGGGUAUCAUUCCAUGCACUAUUCACGCAUCUCCCCUUACUCAACGUCUAUCAAAACACAUUUUGCGGACGCUCUGCCCUUCACAUCCACGCGUUUAUGGCCACUAGGCUUCUUACCAUGAGCGCUGCGCUCGCGCCGGGACAAGACGAGUUUUUCUCUUUUCUCAAACCAUUAUUAUCCGAAGGCGUUCAAGAGGACUCCUCUCUGUUUACAUUUGAAGCCAAGAAUCCUAAUACGGAAAGGGGCUUGCCAAACGACUACUCUCAGGCUAAAUUAGAGAUGGAUAAAUAUCUAUCCCCACAACAUGUGACUUUCCCAGAGCCAAAAAAGUCACGGCGAGACAGUGCCUCCGUAGUGGACCAGUUUUUCGGGGACGACCAGGGUUCCCCCUACAGCAUUAACAUGAAUGUCUACCUGCCCGACAUUGCUUAUCUAAGAACAGGGCUGUGUCGGUCAGCACGGCCUUCAGUUCCCAGCCAGGUCAAAACUGAACCUGUGGUAGCACCUUUCUCUCAUCCACAGUGCCCUGUGAGCACAAUUGGUCCUGCUCAGCCCACGUUACCAGAUUUCACCAGCAUCUUUAAUACAAAUUCCACUCCAUGCUCUGAAAUCGACACUGUGGAUGACAAUAACGGGCUCUUCAUCAAGCAGGAGAUGCAAGGCUUUGACAUCCCACAGGAUGGGCCUCUUUUCCAGCUCCUUAGCUCAGAGCUUGACGUUCACCAUCAGGCUGUCACAGACUCUCACUCCCACAUUCACACUCACUCCAUGCCCUCACAGAUGCCUACUUUCCAUGACCUUCACUUAGAGUCUCAACAGACUGCUGCUAAAGCAUAUUGUGGCAUGCCCACAGCCGGGUACCCUCUUGGUCACUUCGUCCACCCCCAGGGUCAGCCCCACUCGCAGGUCAAAAUGCCCUACCUUCCCCCUUCACCUCCCAGUUCGGAACCAGGCAGUCCAGAUAGACAGAAGGAACUGCUUCACAACCUGACACCACCACCAUCUUACGCCGCCAGUAUUGCCUCCAAAAUGGCUGUUCAUGCACCCAGUCACCCAACCCCCACCUUAACGCGAGCUCCCGCAACCACUGGGUCCAUGCCUGUCCGCUACAACCGAAGGACAAACCCGGACCUCGAGAAGAGAAGGAUACACCACUGUGAUUUUCCAGGUUGUAAGAAAGUUUACACCAAGUCAUCCCACCUGAAAGCUCACUUAAGGACACACACUGGUGAGAAGCCGUACAGGUGCACGUGGGAGGGCUGUGACUGGCGGUUUGCUCGUUCUGAUGAACUGACGCGGCACUUCAGGAAGCACACGGGAGCCAAACCCUUCCAGUGUGCCGUGUGUAGCCGAAGCUUCUCUCGCUCCGAUCAUCUCGCACUGCAUAUGAAGAGGCACCAGAAUUAGACACGAAAACACACACACAUACUUAUUAUUAUGCACUUGAAAUGUUAAUAGAACAACAUAUUUCUUUCCCUACGCCAUGACGUCCCUUUUAAUGUUUAGGGUAAAAACUUCUCUCUUUGACUCGUCGAUACUGUUUAAACAAGCUAUCGACUAUACAGUAUACUGGCAAAACUUUUGCUAUUACCUUGAAAUUCAAUUUCUUGUUGUUCAGUAUCUUCAGAUAUCAUAAUCUCCACUUCCCUCCUUACAAAUGGUCUUUAGGAUGUAUAGAUCAACGUUUCUCUAAGACACUCCUUUCAUUUUGCCAUUCUCUUGAAUGUAAAUAAGUUGUCUUGUACAUGAGAUGGCCUUGAUGCAUCACACUCAGCCUCUGAUUUAAAAAAGACUUCCAUGGAAGAUGAAAAUGCACAGUUACAUUUGUUAUUUAAUGAAACUAAAAUAUACAAGAUUUGUUCAAUCUUGUACAUCUGCAAAGCACUAAGCCACAGCUCCCUUUUUUACUUUGCACUUGAAUUAGACUGGAAAAAGAUAAAUAUAUAUGAAUAAAAAACCUUUCUUUUAUAUCACUGGAAUAGUUACUGCUCAUACAGGACCUUCAAGUACAUAACUUAUACUGCGAUUCCCUCUUCAGGCAGUUUCAGUUGCUGAAGUAUUUAUAGCUUUGGAUGAUAAUGUGCUGCUACUGAACAGCAAUUCUUUCAUUAAUUAUUAAACGAUGGUAUAGAAAAGCAAUGAGAAGUGGAAAAGGGCUUUAGACAGCUGUGUGAUUUCGACAGUCUUCUUACACAGAAGCAUUUGUUUUUCUUAUUGUCAUUGAUGCAUAAGCUCAUAUGAAUGUACGAGACCACAGUGACUGUUUUUUUGAAGUUAUGCCUUUGGAACACAUUUCAUCUUAAAGUGCCUUUUGGAUGUUUGUUUUUAUCAGCAGUGCAUGCUAAAAUUACACUGUUCUUGUUAAUACAGAGACGGGUGGUAAAAAAUUCAGCAGGUUACCAUAAUUUCACUAAGAGAGCAAUUCGGCUGUCUUUCAUAAGUUUAAGAGAAGGUUAAAGUAGCAACCAUUUGUUCUUGUAAAAUCGAUGUAUUUAUUGCAUUGGCUUUGUAAAACAGAAUUUGACAAGUUUUGUGUAAUUGAAAUCCCUUAAUGUAAAUACUAUGUCAUUUAAUUGUAAAUAUAAUUUGUUUUUUUUUUUUUUUUUUUUUUGGAAAA